AUGGGAUCAAUCGCUAAAGAUGCGGCUGCACCUUCACAGCUCUUCACACCCUUCAAAAUCGGCAACCUGGAAAUAAAACACCGCGUCGUCAUGGCUCCAUUGACCCGCUACCGCAACGACGAGAACCAUGUCCCCUUGCCAUUUGUGGCAGAUUACUACGCUGAACGAGCCUCUGUUCCGGGCACAUUCCUGAUCGCUGAAGCGACAGCCGUCUCGCUCCGUGGAGCAGGAUACUCCAACCUCCCUGGAAUCUGGAGCAAAGACCAAAUCGCAUCAUGGAAACGAGUCACCACCGCUGUGCACGCCAAGGGAAGCUACAUAUUCCUUCAACUCUGGGCUCUGGGCCGCGUAGCAGACAAAGAAGUCGCCGAUAAGGAAGGCAUAAAGAUCGUUUCGUCAAGCAAUAUCCCCAUGGACAGCGAACACCCGGAACCCGAAGCUUUGAGUUAUGAAGAGAUCCAGAACUUUGUGGCGGAUUACGGUCAAGCGGCUAAAAACGCGAUUGAAGCCGGAUUCGAUGGUGUUGAGAUUCACGGUGCAAACGGCUAUCUCGUCGAUCAGUUCAUCCAGGAUGUUUCGAACCAAAGAACCGACGAUUAUGGUGGCUCGAUUGAUAAGAGGAAUAGAUUUGCUUUAGAGGUUGCAAAGGCGGCAGCCGAUGCUAUCGGGGCCGAUAAAGUUGGAUUUCGAAUCAGCCCCUUCUCGACUUUCCAGAGCAUGAAGAUGGCCGAUCCGUAUUCUCAAUUCUCUGCGCUGGUUCAAGGUCUCAAGGCCUUGAAUCUGGCGUAUCUUCAUGUCGUCGAGUCGCGAAUUGCAGGUGAUGACGCUGGUCACGGCACUGAGAAGGUCGAUUUCAUGCUGGAUAUCUGGGGAGAUGAUGCUCCCUUCUUGGUUGCUGGUGGUUGGAAGCCCCAAGAUGCUCAGGCGGCUUUUGAUGGUCAGUAUAAAGACAGGAAUGUCGCUAUUGUCUUUGGUCGGUACUUUUUGGCUACGCCCGACCUGCCCUUCAGGAUCAGACGAGGGCUCGAGCCAAACAAGUAUAACCGCGAUCUGUUCUACGCGAUUAAGUCAAAGGUCGGGUACUUGGAUUAUAAUUUCAGCAAGGAAUGGGAAGAGGCCAGCAAGCAUGGCGUAGAGAAUAUCUUGGCAUAA
Trichoderma breve is the source of this 1152-nucleotide messenger RNA. RefSeq names its product NADH:flavin oxidoreductase / NADH oxidase family domain-containing protein. The transcript has a single exon. NCBI's taxonomy places the organism in Eukaryota, Fungi, Ascomycota, Sordariomycetes, Hypocreales, Hypocreaceae. The coding region runs from base 1 to 1152 and encodes 383 amino acids. Gene Ontology annotation, molecular function: FMN binding; NADPH dehydrogenase activity. The record is from RefSeq and is a predicted model, not a curated record.